Marchantia polymorpha subsp. ruderalis is the source of this 2747-nucleotide messenger RNA. The record is from the annotation of a GenBank genome assembly. Lineage: Eukaryota; Viridiplantae; Streptophyta; Marchantiopsida; Marchantiales; Marchantiaceae.
GGAACGAGGGUUUUAGACGAAGAGAGCGAAGCAGGAGGACGGGGUGCUGACGGGCUUGCGAUCUACGAGCGAUCGCUGGUUUUCGACGAGAAUUGAGGUUUGAUUCUGUGCGGAGAUCAUGAAUCUCAAUAGCGUGAAAAACGUAAAGCUGCCGAACGCCGGGCCUCUAGGGGCUUUGGCCAAGGUCGUUGUAAUCGGAGGUGUUGGACUCUAUGGAGCCAUGAACAGCUUGUACAAUGUGGAGGGUGGUCAUCGCGCCAUCGUCUUCAACCGUCUUGUGGGAAUCAAGGAGGAGGUGUAUCCCGAGGGCACUCACUUUAUGAUCCCCUGGUUCGAGAGACCGGUCAUCUACGAUGUGAGAGCGCGCCCUAACAUUGUUGAGAGCACCUCAGGGAGCAGGGAUUUGCAAAUGGUCAGGAUCACUCUUCGAGUACUGACCAGGCCUCUGCCUGAUAUGUUGCCAACUAUUUACCGAACAUUGGGUGAGAAUUACGCCGAUCGUGUUCUUCCGUCUAUUGUUCAAGAAACUCUCAAAGCAGUUGUUGCACAGUAUAAUGCAAGCCAGCUGAUCACGCAACGUGAGGUCGUGAGUCGAGAAAUUCGAAGAAUCUUGCAUGAGAGGGCAGCAGGUUUUAAUAUCGCACUAGAUGAUGUGUCUAUCACCAAUCUUACCUUUGGACGCGAGUUUACCGCUGCCAUCGAAUCCAAGCAAGUGGCUGCCCAGGAAGCUGAGCGUGCCAAGUUUGUCGUCGAGAAGGCCGAACAGGAUAAGAGAAGUGCUAUCAUCCGAGCACAGGGAGAAGCGAAAAGUGCCCAGUUGAUUGGAGAAGCUAUUUCGAGUAAUCCUGCUUUUAUUACCUUAAGAAAGAUUGAGGCAAGUCGGGAAAUUGCGAACACGGUGGCCAAUUCUCAAAACAGAGUGUUCUUAAAUGCGGACUCGUUGUUACUCAAUUUACAAGACAUGCACAUCGAGGAUGUGCACUUGGCUAGUCCGCAAAAGAGCAAAAAGUGAGCAAGACUGAAACUCACCACUCAUUAUGCAGAAAACAGCUCUCUUGGAGACUUACGAAUCUUGUUUAGUCUAUAGCAGGUUGGGCUCCAAGUAGAAGUGCCUAUCGUUCUCCAGCCAGAGGCAUUGAGGUCCAAUUUUGACAGUCCACACGGUUUUUCUCAUCUGUACAGCUGAUAUGACUUCCCUAUUCAUUAGCGAUACCCUUUUGCUACUCAGAUAAAGAAACUGCCGACAGUUGUCAUAACACAGUUUGUGGGUUUCAGGUCUGUUCCUCCUACUGUCUGAUUGACUUUGUUAGGUCUAGGCUGUCGAAGCAUGUCACUGGCAUGGGUCACAUACGUGUCCACCAUUCUCUCCUUGUAAUCAAAAUUUGAAAGAAUAUUUUGCUGAGUUUGGCAUCCUGCUUUUGUUUGUGACAGCUAAGCGAAGUCUCGUAGCCUUGACGUCAAGGUUCUUAAAAGCAAGCUCUGCGUGAAAAUUGAUAUUUGUCUAGAGUAUGAGUUGACUUCAGUGCAUAAAUGUUACACCAGUUUUUAUUUACUUUGGGGAGUGGUCAAGUCAGCGAUGACCAGGCUUGUUUGAACCCGAGCCUGGCAAACCUCCUCAUUGGUUGGUGGCAGUUCUUGUAGGUUAGCAUGCAAGUUUGCUUGUAUGCAAAGUGGCCCGACAUUAUUUAGCAAGGCUCAUAUUUGACUUCGCUAUGAAGUUUGUCUGGCCUACCAACGUGCGUGCUUCUUGUUUCAGCAUUAGUGACCCUUCAGAUGUUUAUUACUAAAGUAAAAGUCCCUCCGCACACUCCAAAUCAUAUCGUUCUUUGUUUUUUGUGGUUUUGAGGAGAAACAUUUGUAUUUUCUUCUCUUCCUCCCAUAUCGCAUUAUCACACUAUCAUGAGCUGCCGCUCAAAGGUUCUCUGCCUACUUUGGCAGUUCCAUUCCAGAAAGGACGCGAGAGUCUGAACAGGCAGCAGCAAAGGCAUCUCUUGCCAGUGCAGACUCUUGACAACUGAGGCAGGUGACCUCGUGAUUAUCCAAAGCAAGGGGUGGAGCAGCUCGGUUUGUCGCACGAUCCUUUUCUAAGCUCGUGAAAGAUUCACGCUCUUUCGGAGAAAUGCUACGCUCGACGGAACUCACUUUGACAUCACGUCGGAAAUGAAGAGACAGUGCGGAGUUUACAGUAGAGAAGUCCAGACCAUGUGGGAAGUGGAGAUAUGGGAAGACCACCGUAUAUGAAGCCACUCGAUCCCGAAGAUGAUUGUCGGAACGCGGACGUAGACCAGACUCUAUUUCACAAAAGUGGGGUUCGGCUGUCAAUCGAGAUCUUUCUCGGGUGGAUUGUCUGUUGUUGAAUACUUUUGCUGAAAGGUAGCCUGCUCACCUAUAUCACUCUCGAGCGUUCUCAAACACAGCAGGCUGGCUUGGCCGGUCGCAUUGUAUUGCAAAUUUAUUGAGAGCGGUGCGCUGUUAAAUUUACUCAUGCUGGCGUCGUCACAGGAUCAUUUUGGGAUAUUUUUCCCGGUGAUGGAUGCCGACGAAUUAAAGUAGAUUGGAAGUCACUGAAACUGUUCAUUAUUUCCGUGCAAUGUUCAGUCCACACCGGAAUUUACCUUCUCAGCCGCUCUGGAUCAUGUCAAGCUGUUCUGCCUCACACCGGUUCACUUGUUGACCACCUCAAGCAUCUUGAACCAAACAAUGGAUUUUAAGACUCAAGCGAGAGGGUUUUAUCUGGCAAAACUUCA